Messenger RNA from Lampris incognitus (smalleye Pacific opah), 1021 nucleotides. Its product is annotated as cathepsin Z. NCBI's taxonomy places the organism in Eukaryota, Metazoa, Chordata, Actinopteri, Lampriformes, Lampridae. The coding region runs from base 10 to 933 and encodes 307 amino acids. The transcript is spliced from 6 exons. Gene Ontology annotation, cellular component: lysosome. Gene Ontology annotation, molecular function: cysteine-type endopeptidase activity. The record is from RefSeq and is a predicted model, not a curated record.
CAGGCCAACAUGGCGUCGACACAAACCGUGAUGCUGCUGCUGCUGCUGCUAUGUUAUGCAUGGGCUCGUCCGGAAACCGCGGAGGGCAACGGCGGCGUGAGCGGGAUCCGCGAGCCGUGCUACAAGCCCACCAGGGACGGCAGACCCACGCGCGUCAAGACUUAUCCCAGACCCCACGAACACGCGGACGUGCCCGCGCUGCCUCCGUCGUGGGACUGGAGGGACGCGCACGGGAGGAAUUACGUGAGCACCACGCGCAACCAGCACAUCCCACAGUACUGCGGCUCGUGUUGGGCGAUGGGGGCGACCAGCGCGCUCGCAGACCGGAUCAACAUCAAGCGCAAAGGGGCGUGGCCGUCCGCCUACCUGUCGGUUCAGAACGUGAUUGACUGUGGCAGGGCGGGCUCUUGCUACGGGGGAGACCACCUCGGCGUGUACGCCUACGCCCAUGAAAAAGGCAUCCCCGACGAGACCUGCAACAACUACCAGGCCAAGAAUCAAAGGUGUGAGCUGUUUAAUCAGUGUGGCACGUGCUCCUCCUUUGACUCCUGUGGCGUUGUGAAGAACUACACACUGUGGAGAGUGGGGGACUACGGGGAGGUGGCAGGCAGGGAAAAGAUGAAAGCUGAGAUUUACACCAAUGGACCCAUCAGUUGCGGCGUGAUGGCCACGGCUGGCUUGGAGGCGUACUCCGGUGGCAUCUUCGCAGAGUUUCAUCCCAUUUCUGUGAUGAACCACAUCAUCUCCGUAGCUGGCUGGGGUGUGUCCCAGGACGGGACGGAGUACUGGAUUGUCAGGAACUCCUGGGGAGAGUUUUGGGGGGAACAUGGUUGGGCAAGAAUAGUCACAAGUGCCUAUAAGGGAGGAAAGGGCAACUGGUACAACCUGGCUAUUGAGAAAAGCUGUGCAUAUGGAGAUCCCAUCGUCCCGUAGGAGGGUCAUUCAUCACACCGAGAUAGUGUCAGCACAGCCGGUGAUCACGUGGAAGUAAGGGGUUGAGGUCCAAAGGAGUUGAAUCAAG